GCUCUGCUGGCCACCUGGAACUCAGCCUUGGGCUCUGAGGCUGCUUCCUAUCCCUUGGACUGGCUCCCUUAGUAGUCCUAUAGGUUGAAUCUGAAGAGGACAGGCCAGCCACCAAUGGACCAGCACUGCCGGCACUUGAAUGUGAACAGACAGAAGGAAAAAAGACCUUCAAGGCCUGUCCAAGGCGGGUUUGCGUUUAAAACCAAGUGGGGUGGUCCAGAGCUGCGGCACUGACAACUAUGGCAGUAUCGGUGUUAGCGGCACGGCUGUGGCUCGGAGUAUGGGGAGUGAGGGCCAUGCAAGCUGGAGGCUUUGGCUGCAAAUGGUCAGCUAAUUUCAGCUCUGAGGUGGGCGUGAUCAGGGAAGCCGGUGGGACCUUUGCAAAAAAAGAGAAGGCUGAAGAGGAACAAUACUUCUGAGAGAGCGGACUAAAGAACAGCUGGCAGCCUUGAAGAAACAACAUGAAGAAGAGAUUACUCAUCAUAAAAAGAUUUAUCGUUUGCAGAAAGAAAUUGAGCG
Myotis myotis is the source of this 519-nucleotide messenger RNA. RefSeq names its product ATPase inhibitor, mitochondrial-like. The record is from RefSeq and is a predicted model, not a curated record. Bases 240 to 419 code for a protein of 59 amino acids. The transcript has a single exon. NCBI's taxonomy places the organism in Eukaryota, Metazoa, Chordata, Mammalia, Chiroptera, Vespertilionidae.